AACAUCUCUCGCAAGGAAUGUUCAGUCGCUCGCUCAGUAUUGAAAAUUCGUACGAGUUGCGCAGGGUUGCGAGUACAGUUAUGAGACAUUUAUAAUUAUCAAAUAAGGUAUCUUGAUAAAUUAUAAUUCGAAAUUGUGAAGUGAAUAGAUUACGAUCAUAGAAAUUAUCACCAACAUUGAAUGGGAUAAACGCAAGAGACUGCGUUGUUUCGCGUCUCGGGUCAAAAAAAAGCCACGGAGCGUUCGAUUUGCACCACCGAUGGCAGAUCACGACAAUAUUUACGACGACGAGCGUUAGUAAAGACCUUUGUGAUAGGAGCUAGUUUCAACGAAUCCAAAUCAAAGGAAUUGGCGUGGGAUUUUAAUAGCAUUGCUCGUGAUCGUCGCGGUCCUAGCUCUUAUUGUCACAUCUGUAGCUUUGCUCACACCUCCUGAUGAUGGCCCUAGAGUACGAGGGACACGAUUACGUCUUUCUGAAGUGCUCUCUGGUGAAUUGUCUCCUUUAUUGUUUAAUGGAUCUUGGGCGAGUAACCGCCAUAUAUGUUAUCGAGAUAUUUGGGGUGGUAUUUCUUUGUUAGAUGUUUCGAACAUGAUAUCGCGUAGUUUAAUGCCAAACGAGACAUUCAGACGAUUGAAUCCAGUGACAUUCUCUUUAUCGCCGGAUCAUCGGUUCUUGCUUCUUGCUCAAAAUGUAAAAAAACUAUUUCACCAUUCAUAUUUAGCACAAUAUGUCGUUUAUGAUCUCAAUACACGAGAGUGCAUAGUGUUAACACCUUAUCCUGAGAAAGACAGUCAUCCGUAUCUUCUAUUAGCACAAUGGACUCCACGUGGACAUGGACUUGUCAUGGUACAGGACUACGAUAUUUAUUACAUAACAAGUCCCAUUAGUAAUACUGCGUAUCGUGUAACGAAUACUGCAGUGCCCGGUAUAUUGUCCAAUGGCGUACCAGAUUGGUUGUAUGAAGAGGAAAUAUUGCGUUGUGGAAAGGCAAUCUGGAUGUCGCCAGAUGGUCACAUGAUGCUUUAUGCCUCAUUUAAUGAUUCUAACGUAGAAGAGAUGCAUAUUUCAUGGUUUGGAGAGGGAAACAAAGCCUUAUACCCUGAUAUACGAUCUCUACGAUAUCCUAAGCCAGGAACACCAAAUCCUUCUAUACAAUUGUACGUUGCCGAUUUAGCUGAUGCGAAAAAUAUUCGUACGAGGAUAGUGAAGCCACCACCAAUUAUCGAGCAUACGGACCAUUAUUUCUCAACUGCUUCUUGGAUAUCGCUCACGGAAGUUUGCAUAACAUGGUUGACGCGUGCUCAAAAUUUUUCAGUAAUUACCAUCUGUAAAAGUCCAAUGUGGCACUGUCAGGAAAUACAAAGGAUAUCGGGCGAGAAUCGUGGAUGGGUGGACACUCCACCUGAAGCUCCUCUCUUUUCAACGAAUAGUACCAGUUACAUUGCAAUAAGUCCCGUGAAAGAUGGACCGGCGGGAUAUUAUAAGCACAUAAUUUGGGCUAAUGUGCUUCGAAAACAAGUAGUGCCUUUGACGCAUGGAAAGUUUGAAGUCGAUAGACUUUUAGCAUGGGACCAAGCGAAUAAUACUAUAUAUUUCAUCGGUAUACCGUAUAUGAGACCGGGUCAGAGACACCUCUAUCGUGUAAGCUCCACUCUUCCACAAACGGGAUCGCCUUUGCGUCCUGCCAUAUGCCUCACAUGCACGAUCUCAUCUGACAUGACAAACAGUGAUGAAAGCGAGUAUCGGACUAGUUCUUCAAAUUGGCAAACUGGUCUUACGAAUCGAAAUGAAUGGCAUGACCACUAUAAAAUUUCAACUGACAAUAUCAAUAGCAAGGAACACCGUCAAGCAAAAGAUAUUACCAAAAAAGACAAGUUAAAAAAGAGGAAUGCUUUAAAAAGCGGUGAUCCACCUUGUCAAUAUCACCACGCGAUCUUCCCGCCCGCGGAUUUUAAAUAUUUCGUUCUCGAGUGCCUUGGACCUGGUAUACCCACCGUGGGUCUUUACAAAAUGGAAUUGGGAAUCCCGCGACUCAUUGCAACAUUGCAGAAUAACACGUUGUUGCGCGAAAAAAUAGGAAACAUCGCACUUCCGCAAGUAAAAACCUUCCCUGUACAGAUAAGUGGCGGCUACAACGCUCAGGUGAGAUUGCAUCUUCCACCCGGGUUAAGAGAAGAUGAAAUUACGCGUUACCCGUUGGUUGUUCAAGUAUAUGGUGCUCCUGGAUCCCAAUUAGUCACUGAGAAGUUUGAAGUAGACUGGAACACAUACUUGGCUAGUCGGAGGAAUAUUAUUGUCGCACAGAUCGAUGGCAGAGGAAGCGGAGGACAAGGUUAUAAAUUGCUUCAUGAAGUUUAUUAUAGAUUAGGUUCCGUAGAAGUGGCUGAUCAACUCGAAGUUACAGAAUACUUAAGGGACUCACUGCAUUUCGUGGAUAAACGAAGAGUCGCCGUAUGGGGAUGGAGCUAUGGUGGUUUCGUUGCUGCUCUUGUCCUAGCUCAUCCGGAACAAAAGGUGUUCCAGUGUGGAAUAAGCGUUGCGCCUAUUGUUUCAUGGCAACUUUACGAUUCUGCGUAUGCCGAGAGGUACAUGGGAUUACCGAACGUGACAUCUAAUUACAAAGGUUACACCGAAUCUAAUGUUUAUGACAAAGUAAAGUAUCUUCGUGAUAAGAUGUUUUACUUGAUACACGGAACUGCGGAUGAUAAUGUUCAAUUCCAACACUCCAUGGCACUUGCUCAUUAUCUUGCUAAAGAAGGCAUACUUUUUCGACAACAGGUUUAUCCGGAUGUGAGCCAUGGUUUGGUGGGCGUAAGAGGACAUUUGUAUCUCUCCAUGGGACAGUUCUUGGAAGACUGUUUUCAAAAACAAGUACCUGCCGACACGAAAGCUGGACUUGGCAGUGGCGGUUCUGGUGGCAUGUACUAAUAUUAAGAGAUAGUGAUUACGUAAAGUAUUGCGUAAAGAUAUCUACAAGUUGUUUAAAAUUGUAUAAAAAGGGAGAAAGAGAAAAAAGAAAAUUGUAAAGAUCUAAACAUCUCCAAAUUGUGUUCCGUCAAAUAGAAUAUUUAAAGAUAUAUGCAUGGCCCGUUUUGUACUCCAAUACUCGAAAUUAUGAGGUACAAUGAGACGUAUGUAAAAUCAUCCGUGCAUGAUUUACAAUGCGUUUACAUUGAUUAAAAAAGCACAUGCCGAUCAUUCUAAUCAAAUAAAUUGUCUAUGAGAUAUGUAAA
This is a messenger RNA of Monomorium pharaonis (pharaoh ant), 3234 nucleotides long. It is a transcript of the gene Dpp10, whose product is annotated as dipeptidyl aminopeptidase-like protein 6. Lineage: Eukaryota; Metazoa; Arthropoda; Insecta; Hymenoptera; Formicidae. The coding region runs from base 590 to 2929 and encodes 779 amino acids. The record is from RefSeq and is a predicted model, not a curated record. Gene Ontology annotation, molecular function: dipeptidyl-peptidase activity; serine-type peptidase activity. The transcript has 16 exons. Gene Ontology annotation, biological process: proteolysis.